ACACUUGUUGCUGCCGUCUAACCUUCAAGAUGUCCGCAACGGGUUGCAUGGCGUUGAUGGUCCUGGUGCUUGCCGUUGCUGUCGUUGCCCAGGAGGACUACUGUAAUCCGGACCUCUGCAACGCUGGAGUGGUCCACACUGGGUGCAAAAAUCCGAACGAGUUUUCCGACAACUGCAAGGAGCUGGACGCGUCCAAGUUUACGUUCGACGAUAAGCUAAAGAAGGUACUGCUGGACGAGUUCAACGGGUACAGGAACCAGGUGGCCAAGGGCGAGAUCAAGUGGCUGCCGAAGGCCGCCAACAUGGUCCGGAUGGACUGGGACGACGAUCUGGCCUACCUGGCGCAACUCCACGCCAACAACUGUCCCUUUGGUCAUGACGUGUGUCGCAACACGAAAAAGUACCCGGACUCUGGCCAGAACAUCGCAAUUCACGGGCUGAUGAGUGACACUCCGGAUCCGGUGGCGACCAUCAAGGAGCAGAUGAAGAUGUGGUGGGACGAGCGGCAGCACGCCACGAAGAAACUGAUCAAGAAGCUGCCGUGGGACGCUCCGGCAGGGCACUUCACGAUGAUGGUCCGGUCGAACGCGAACCGCGUUGGAUGUGCGAUGGUCCGGUUCAAGUCCAACGAUUGGUUCUACUGGGCGGAAUUGGUGUGCAACUUUUCCUACACCAACAUGGUCGGAACGCCGGUCUACAGUGCUGGAGAGCCGUGCUCGGAGUGUAAGACGGGAUGUGAUGCCGAGUUUGACGGGUUGUGCAACAAGGAUGAACCGGUUGAUCUGGGGGCAUGAUGUGGAUUUGAGAUAAUGUGACAUACAUUACUGUAUAUUAUACAUAAUGAAUCGUUGUUUUCAUAACAUAAACAAAGCUUAAAAUAUUAAAAAAUGUUUAAUUGGUAGUUUAACUUGAAA
Culex quinquefasciatus (southern house mosquito) is the source of this 914-nucleotide messenger RNA. RefSeq names its product antigen 5 like allergen Cul n 1. Bases 30 to 794 code for a protein of 254 amino acids. Lineage: Eukaryota; Metazoa; Arthropoda; Insecta; Diptera; Culicidae. The record is from RefSeq and is a predicted model, not a curated record. The transcript is spliced from 2 exons.